Messenger RNA from Mucor mucedo, 622 nucleotides. RefSeq lists its product as uncharacterized. The transcript is spliced from 3 exons. The record is from RefSeq and is a predicted model, not a curated record. NCBI's taxonomy places the organism in Eukaryota, Fungi, Mucoromycota, Mucoromycetes, Mucorales, Mucoraceae. Gene Ontology annotation, cellular component: nucleus; cytosol. Gene Ontology annotation, molecular function: nuclear import signal receptor activity. The coding region runs from base 14 to 622 and encodes 202 amino acids. Gene Ontology annotation, biological process: protein import into nucleus.
AAUUUUUUUUUAAAUGUUUGGUUGUAUUGCUGCUGGUCGUCUGGUUCAGACUAAUUUACAACAAGUUGAUGUAAAUCAAUAUGUGUUUGAAUUGACCAAUGCUCAAACUAUAAACCACAUAGUCGUAUUUUUACUUGGUACCAUUCCUUUUGAGCCCGGAUAUGCCGCUACAGUUCAUUUACACUGGCCCAAUAAAGAAUGGCAACUACUGGGAGGUUUGUUUAAUGAAAAACCAAGCGCUAUUUUCCGACUGAAAACAAAGGAAUCAGCUAUAAACAAUCUUCAGAUGUCUACAUCGGCCACAUUGGGUAUUUCAAUUGAGCCCAUUGAUGUAGUUCAACAACAACUUUUAACUUUGAGUCAACCCGUUACGUCUUCGGCGCUUGUUAAGCCAGGAAUGAAUGUAACUCAAGUAGGAGAAAUGGCAGGCCGUAUUUUAGAAAACCUGUUUAAUUACGUAACUUCAUUUACUGUCCAAAAUAUUCCCGUCAAUGCUAUUCCGUUGGGCCAGUUGACGGAUAAUGGGUAUUUACCUUUAAAAACUUUCCAAUCAUGGUAUGAAAACUUAUCAAGAAAAUUAGCCUCAAAUCCAAAUUAUUUAGAGGAAGCAAAAACUGCUUAA